Molecule: messenger RNA, 279 nt
Organism: Guillardia theta CCMP2712
Lineage: Eukaryota; Cryptophyceae; Pyrenomonadales; Geminigeraceae
Exons: 1
Cellular component (GO): post-mRNA release spliceosomal complex; U2-type spliceosomal complex
Source: RefSeq, a predicted model, not a curated record
GAAUCGGGAGACAACAACGAGGAGGAGGCGCCCAAGAUCAAGUUCCGCAACUAUCAACCCAAGUCUGAUGAGUUCAAGACCGCGGUGGUGGAGCCGGUGAAGGUCUCGGUAGACAAGGAACUGGAACAGGUAGGAGCGGCUCCGCAGGGUAACGAGAUACAGCUGGAUGUUGCCCCGAAAAAGCCGAACUGGGACUUGAAGCAGCAUAUCCAGAAGAAACUCGACAAGUUGGAGAGGAGGACGCAACAGGCCAUUGUCGAGAUGAUAAAAGACCGAGUG